AAAUGAUGUAAACGAAUUUAAAUAUUUCUAGAAAAUCUGGUUUUAAAAAUGAGUGCGGCGGGAGUAUCUAAAGUUACAUUCAAGAUUACGCUGACAUCUGAUCCUAAGCUCCCGUUCAAAGUUCUCUCUGUUCCUGACGGAACUCCGUUUACAGCUGUUCUCAAGUUUGCUGCUGAGGAGUUUAAGGUUCCUCCAGCAACCAGCGCUAUCAUCACUGAUGACGGUAUUGGAAUCAAUCCUCAGCAGACGGCAGGAAACGUGUUCUUGAAGCAUGGAUCUGAGCUGAGACUUAUACCUAGAGACAGAGUUGGAUCUUGUUGAGCCCAUCUUCAUAUCAUCCUGCAGAAUUUACACAAAUAUUUAUAUUUUUUUAUCUUAUUAAUCUUUUAAUAAAAACUAUGUAUUUUUUCAUUUCGUUAAAAUAAUUUAACUUUAUAGCAUGUAUACAGAACGUAGAUUUGGCUACGCUUUCUUGUCAUGAGUAUUAAGUAUAAUUGUUAGAUAUUAACUUGUUAACUACAACAUCAUUAUGCUUUGUUAGUAAAAUAAUUCUUAAGCUUACAAAAAAAAACAUUCCUGAACUAACUUUUUGAAAGUCGCCAGUAUUUACAGUGUUCAGUUCUAAAGAACCUGUACAAAUUAUGGAAAUUAUGUACAGUGUACAUGGUACAAACGUGGCACAGACGUAAAUAACCAUUUUCUAUUUCAGA
Molecule: messenger RNA, 710 nt
Organism: Eurytemora carolleeae
Lineage: Eukaryota; Metazoa; Arthropoda; Copepoda; Calanoida; Temoridae
Gene: Ufm1
Product: ubiquitin-fold modifier 1
Exons: 3
Coding region: 49-321 (90 amino acids)
Biological process (GO): protein K69-linked ufmylation
Cellular component (GO): cytoplasm; nucleus
Source: RefSeq, a predicted model, not a curated record